Ceraceosorus bombacis is the source of this 744-nucleotide messenger RNA. The record is from the annotation of a GenBank genome assembly. NCBI's taxonomy places the organism in Eukaryota, Fungi, Basidiomycota, Exobasidiomycetes, Ceraceosorales, Ceraceosoraceae.
AUGUGGGGCGUACUGGAGCUAGUCAGGCCGAGAGAACCGAUGGCAUCGCCCAGCCCCGAGGAUGGGUCCAACGACGCUGCGGCCACUACAAUUGGGGCCGCAGAAGCCGCCACUGCUCUCACGCCAAGCCCACCUGCCAAUAGCAUGGGUGGCGCCAACAACAGUGCCAUUGGCAACACCGAGAUGGCCCUGGCACAACACGAUGACACCGAGAGCCAUCAGCCGACUAAUGCGUACACGCAGCACCUAGGUGCCGUGUACGCUCCAAUACCGCUGCGUCAUCUCAACAAAGAGACCUUCCACAAAGUCUGGCACUACUUCAAUCAAGUCCGCGUGCCGGCAGGCUUCUGCCGGUUCCCAGUGGACUCGACAAAUCCAAUCUCGCUUGCGACACCGCAAGCAAAAACAGCUGCCAGGAUGACCCUGGAUGCACAGCUGCGCAGCGUAGGACUCGCAACGUUUGAGGUCACCCUCAACACGACCAGCAACAUCUUACGCUCUGCAGAUAUUUGGCUGGUCCCUCCGGUCACUGAUCUUCAGCGACUCACUCUCCGCUCUUCCCAAUUGCAACUCCAAGGCGCUCAGCUGUCUUUUGCCUUUGAGGGCAGAGAAAUUCCGCGGGGCUGCACCUUCUUCACGGUCUCCUACGUCAGCGCCACCACACUUGAGAAGCCCCAUCAACUCCUUGCAUCCCACGAUGGACACUUUGCCCAUCAUGGGCAGCGCAUCGAAUCUCUAUGCUAA